Messenger RNA from Panicum virgatum (switchgrass), 2173 nucleotides. RefSeq names its product cold-responsive protein kinase 1-like. The transcript is spliced from 7 exons. The coding region runs from base 614 to 1789 and encodes 391 amino acids. Gene Ontology annotation, molecular function: protein kinase activity; ATP binding. Gene Ontology annotation, biological process: protein phosphorylation. The record is from RefSeq and is a predicted model, not a curated record. NCBI's taxonomy places the organism in Eukaryota, Viridiplantae, Streptophyta, Magnoliopsida, Poales, Poaceae.
CCACACUGCUGCCGGGGCGCGGGCGCAACCGGCCGCCCCGGCGGGAUUCAAUUUCCGGGCCACGCCGCUGCCGGUCGUCGCCUUCGGCGGUAGAAAACGUGGACUUUCUUCCUCGCGGGGGGAGGGGUGGGGUGGGUGCGGCACGCCUGGCGAUCUGCAUCUGACUGACCGCGCGCGUAGCCACAGGAGCGAGCGAGAGAGCAACAGCGACAGCGGAGCCAGCGAGCCGCGGGGGCGCGGCGGACCGGGUAAAAGCGCCGGGCCUCGGCCGCCUGCUCCGCCUUCGCUUCGCUUCCCUUCCCUUCGCUUCCCCCCUGUCCACGCAGUCGGCCUGACCUCAGCCAGGCGGCGUCGGCGCGUCGACGGUGCCUGGGCGGAGCGCUGGGGCGCCACCGCGGGGGAGGAGGAGAAAGGAGGAGGCAAGGAGCCCAGAGCUUCGGCUGUCCGCGCUUUUGCUGCCUGCGCUGCGGGGCUGACGGCUCCCCGCCUCUCCGUCCACCAGACUGUGGCGACCGAGUAGGCGGACUUCGUCCUCGUCAUCUCUCCGCAGCAAGGAGCAUAAAUUGGAACUGGUUUCGGAUACACGUCUGGAGGAGGCCUCGGCAUCUGGAGCAUGGGGAGUUCGGUCGGCUGCUUGGGAGGCCGCUCCAAGUCUAGGCAAGGUCAGAAUGGUCAGGCCGCCGCAUCUACGUCUCCUCGUUCAGGUCGUGUAAGAGCUGGAAAUAAUGUACAAGUUUUCUCUCUAAACGAGUUGAAGACUGCCACACGAAACUUUCACAUGCUGAAUUGCGUUGGGCGUGGAGGUUUUGGAGCAGUGUAUAAAGGAAACCUGAAAGAUGGCACUCAAGUCGCAAUAAAAACGCUUUCAGCUGAGUCAAAACAAGGAAUUAACGAAUUCUUGACAGAGAUUAAUGUCAUAUCAAACGUCAGGCACCCAAACCUUGUCAAGCUACUUGGUUGCUGUGUUGAAGGAAAAAACAGAUUAUUGGUGUAUGAGUAUGCGGAGAAUAACAGUUUGGCAAAUGCUUUGCUUGGACCAAAGAAUAAAUGCAUUCCAUUGGACUGGGAGAAAAGGGCUGCUAUCUGUAUUGGAACUGCUUCUGGCCUUGCGUUUCUUCACGAGGAAGCACAACCGCGCAUUGUCCACCGUGAUAUCAAGGCUAGCAACAUAUUACUUGAUAAAAGGCUUCUGCCUAAAAUUGGAGAUUUUGGACUGGCCAAGCUUUUUCCUGAUACUAUCACUCACAUUAGCACGCGUGUUGCAGGAACAAUGGGCUAUUUAGCACCUGAGUAUGCCUUAUUGGGACAAUUAACCAAGAAAGCAGACAUAUAUAGUUUUGGGGUGCUUCUUCUUGAAGUUAUAAGCGGUCAAAGCAGCAGCAAGUCAACUUGGGGGCCUGAUAUGCAUGUCCUUUUGGAAUGGACAUGGAAACUGCGGGAAGAAGAAAGGCUCUUGGAAAUUGUUGAUCCAGAUCUGGAGAAGUACCCAGAGGAGCAAAUGCUCCGUUUCAUCAAGGUGGCACUGCUGUGUACACAAGCCACGUCUCAGCAAAGGCCAUCCAUGAAGCAGGUUGUCAAUAUGUUAUCUAACCAGACGGAGAUCAAUCUGCAAAAUGUGGUUCCCCCAGGUGUGCUGAAAGAACCACGCCCGCGUACCGGAGGCUUUGGGGGUUUGGCAGUAGACACAUCCUCAAGCCAAAGUACCAAAUGCAAUCCAGCUGAAUCUUACAGUACACAGACGAACAUGAAUAGUGGUCAGUUUAGCACAACUGAGGUAUCACCAAGGUGAUGCAAUGGACUGUCAACCAGCAAGUUUGUAUAGAAUUUUCAGAGGUUUCUUGAACCAUCCAUGAGGUUUCACUGUGCUGAAAGGCCUGAUCCAUUUUCAUCCUGAUUUAGAACUACAUAGGAUGUGAGGGCCGUUGUGAAUUGCUGAUGUACAGGAAUUGUAGUACCCCCCCCCCCCCCUCUUGCGGAGGAAUUGUAGUUCAAUUUAACAAUUGCAUUCUGUUUCUUUAAAGCCCGCUGUAGGGAUACAGUGCAAAGAGUGCGAGAGGAGUGCAUUAUAGACUACAAAAAUUGCACUCGGAAUAUAAGCAAGAAAGUUGUGAAGAAGAGUUACUUUUUUUAAAAAAAGAUUUGAAUAAGAGUUACAAGAUAUUAAUGUUCCAUA